Culex quinquefasciatus (southern house mosquito) is the source of this 8891-nucleotide messenger RNA. RefSeq names its product E3 ubiquitin-protein ligase Ubr3 (gene Ubr3). The transcript is spliced from 12 exons. Gene Ontology annotation, biological process: ubiquitin-dependent protein catabolic process via the N-end rule pathway; protein ubiquitination. Gene Ontology annotation, molecular function: zinc ion binding; ubiquitin protein ligase activity. The record is from RefSeq and is a predicted model, not a curated record. The coding region runs from base 1391 to 7747 and encodes 2118 amino acids. NCBI's taxonomy places the organism in Eukaryota, Metazoa, Arthropoda, Insecta, Diptera, Culicidae. Gene Ontology annotation, cellular component: cytoplasm; ubiquitin ligase complex.
GCGCUGCUGCUGCUGCUGCAAGUUUCUUGGCCCCGACGAAACCGUUCAGAAAAGUUUGAGACUUGAAUCGAAAAACACGCACGCACGCGAAUAAAAAUAGGCAACGGAGAUCUUCGCGGACGCGAACCUUCAAACUCGUGAUAAUUUCGGCGGCCGACGACGGCGUUCUGGUUCGGGCGGUGCACGAGUUUCGUGAACGGUGAAAAAUUGCGUGCGAGACGUUUUUUUUUCCCCGAGAAAAUUUCUUAGGAAAAUAGCCAAAUCGCAAAGAAGCAGUGACCUCGUCGCGGUGUGGAAAUUUUUUGACGGCUCGAUAAAAAAGUGACGUUUGCGCUCAAGGUCUCACACUGCCCGUGAGGAGAGUUUUCGUGUGUGUGUGUUUCUGUCCUUGUCACGCGUGACAAGUGAGUGGGAAAAAGUGGUGAAUUUUCGCGGAAAUUCUCCCCUUUGAGAAGAAUUUUCCAGCGAAAAUGUGAGAAUAUUCUUUCGGCUUCUUCUUGACAUCCCUUCGUGCGGUGUACAAGUGCGUUGUUCUCUUCUUUGCGCGAGAACGAAAACACACACACACACAGGUGGGUGUGAGUGCGACGAAAGAAGUGCGAAGGAAGAAAGAACACAGCAAAAGCAAGGAGCAGCGAACUGUUUGUGUGGUGGAAUUUCGUGUUUGAAAAAAAGGUGUUUUUUUGCCCGUGCUCUCAGUGGCGGCAUGUGUUUUUUCGAGAUCGGAACUGUUUGAGGGAAUAACAACAACAACAGCAAGGAUCGAAGGAUCAAGAGUGAUCAGAUUUCAACCCACUUGCUGCUGCCGAAUCAUGCGAAAGCUUAGGAAACUCCACCUCGUGCUGCAAACAGCUGAUUCCCGAAGAACCGCCGGUGACGGCGAUGGUGGUGUCAUCCGUUGAAUCCGCUCGAUGUCUUCGACGCCGACGCCGCCGCGUCACGUUCUCUGGAGUGUGAACUCGACUCGACUGUGUCUAUCUGAGAGGUGUCAAUACACUGUGCGCUUGCGAAAUUGACGCUUGAAUUGUGCUAGUGUUGGUGGUGCUGCUUCAAGAGAAAGAAUAGGCGAAACAAAUAUAAUUUGUAAGCAAAGUAUAGCUUGUUCGGAGGAGGAAAAAAUAUUUACGUGUAAAUUAUACGGUGAAUAGCUGCCGAUUCUCGCGCUCGCGUCUGUUCUGGACGACGCAGUCGUCGCGAUCAAUGAAGAGAGGAAGAAGGCCCGGGUUCGGUUGGGCUAGUGAUGUGAAGAUCCAAUCUUGAAAAAGUGUAUUAUUUAGUGCUUCUUAUUCGGGGGUUUCGCAAAACGCCCUCGAUCAAACGCGAGGAAGAAGAAGAAGAAAAUAAAUCGUAUUAGUGCUGGUGCAAAGUGAAAUAAAUUGUCCAAAAAGAUAUGAAACGGAUGGAGUCAUCGGGCAUGGCUGCUUCCGGUGGUUCGGCGGGGGCCAGUGGAAGUGGUGGCGGAAGAAGAAUGUCCGCCGAGUCGGGUGGAUCGGGCCAGAUUACGCUCGAGCGGCUCAGGGAGAUGGGCAAGAAGAACGCGUCGGCUCGGGUUCACCGGGAGUUGGCGGUGACGGGUCAGUCGGAAAGUUUGGGCCUGCUGUUGGAUUACUAUCUGUCGCCGGGCCGGACCAUUACCGAUGCCGAGAGCAUCGACUGGUGCAAGUGGCUGAUCGCCGGAGGUCGUACGCCGGGCGAGUUUGCCUCGAUAGUGCGCGGCUACGACAACCACGCCAAGUGCGGCCUGGUGUGGAUUCCGCACGUGGUGGCCUACCGGUGCCGGACCUGCGGCAUCUCGCCGUGCAUGUCCAUCUGCCGGGACUGCUUCAAGCGGGGCAACCACACCGAUCACGAUUUCAACAUGUUCCUGUCGCAGGCCGGCGGUGCCUGCGACUGCGGCGACACGUCGGUCAUGAAGGCCGAGGGGUUCUGCAGUGACCACGGCAUCAACAACUGCCAGAACAAGGCGCCCGUGCCGGACGACCUGAUGGUCGUGGCGGAAGCCAUGAUGCCGCGGAUGUUGCUCCGGCUGCUGUUGCACUUCCGCGACCACAACGCCAAAAACCACAACUCGACGGUGUACAGCCGGACGGCCAAGUACUGUGAUGACUACUGCAGCAUGCUGAUGGAGUUCAACAACAUGGGCGAGCUGAUGCGACGGGUUAUGACCAAAGCACUGAUCCACGAGGACACGUACCGGCGGCUGGUGGAACCGCCCUUUCCCUCCAACGAGUACGGCAAGUUCCUCGAGCACAGCCGGCGCAAGUACGAGGAAGCGGUGCGGCUGUUUCCCUCGCCGGAACCACCCGACGAGUAUCGGCACCUGCCGGCCCUCGGCGAAACCAUCGUGCACAAGACGCUGCUCGAGGAGUUCAUCUUCUGGACGUUCAAGUACGAGUUCCCGCAGAACAUUGUGUGCUUCCUGUUGAACAUGCUGCCCGACCAGGACUACAAGGAACAUCUCACGCGCACCUUCGUCAUGCACUACUGCCGGAUACCGAGCGUGCUCGAGAUGUCCAACGAUCCGGACACGCUGAGCAACCGGGUCGUGCACAUGAGCGUCCAGCUGUUCUCGAACGAGAGUCUCGCGCUCAAGAUGGUCGAGGAGCUGAGCCUGCUGCACGUGAUGAUCAUCAGCUUGCGGCAGAUGAUGUCCAAGAUAUUGGUGGCGAACACGCUGCACGAUCCGAAGAAAAACUUCCACUACGUGAUCGACUGCGCGAAGCGGGUCAUGAAGGAGCACUGCUACUGGCCGCUGGCGUCCGACUUUAACAACGUGCUGUCGCACGAGUCCGUCGCGCUCGUCUUCCUGAAGGACGACAACCUGAUCGACAUGUGGUUCCAGUUUCUGUCGAUGUUGCAAGGCAUGAACGUCAACAUCCGCGAGACGGGCAGCCACGUCGAGUUCGAGCCCAGUUCCUACUACGCCGCGUUCAGCUGCGAGCUGGAGGCGAGCGCGUACCCGAUGUGGUCCAUCAUCUCGCACCUGAAAGACCCGUCGCACGCCCCGCUCGCCAAGAAGAUCAUGCUGUUCUGCGUCAACUACCUGCAGGACUGGCUGGACGCGGUCAACUUUUACAUCCACCCCAAGUUCGACAAGGAGGAGCUGUACCGGGCGUCGUUUCACUUCCCGCUGCACCGCUACCUGGCGGCGUUCAUCUGCCAGGGCGUCAAGACGAUGAGCAUGUCGCUGAGCGACAUCCUGCCGUCGGCCGACCUGCUGCCGAUGCUGAUGAUGCACCCGCUGCGCGUUCAGAGCUUCUUCUACGAGAUCCUGUCCGGCAUCUGGGUGCGCAACGGGCUCCAGAUCAAGGGCCAGGCGAUGACGUACAUCCAGGCGAACUUUUGCAACUCGAUGGUGGACAUGGAUCUGUUCUUCCUGCAGAUCUGCGCCACCCAGCUGCCCGCGAAUCGUUUCCUCACGGAGUGCAUCUCGAUCUUUGGCGUGACCGACUGGCUUGGGAUGGGCGUGCUGAGCGCGCCCCAGGAGAUGGAGCAGGACUCGAUGCUGGAGGGACUGUUGACGUUUUUGGCGACGCUGAUUACGUCGCGGGUUAAUUUGGGGAACGACGAGACGACGCAGUGUAUUAUUGAGAUUAGUGCGCUGUUGGCGACGGGGGACAAGACGCACAGUCAGCUGCUGGAGUUGAUGCCGGAGCGGAGUGGGAAUGCGCACACGCGAAACUUUGAGAAGUUUUUGAAGGAGCUGUCCGUGUACCGGCCGCCGCCGGUGGGGUCGGAGAAUUUGGAGCAGGGACUGUUUAUGCCGGUGGGGGAGGUUUGGGAGCGGUGGUACGAUCCGUUGCACGUGCUGUUGAGGGCGGUUCACCGGCGGGACUUUCAGAACUCGAUGGAUCGGUUCAGCGGGUACGUGAAGGGCGUGGGGAAGAUGCCCAAGAGUGGCAGCUUGUGGCCACCGUUCCGGUUGCCGAGCUCGUGCGGACGGGUUUACAGUGACCCGGGUGGGAUACUGAGUUCGCGGGUGUUGCACGCAACGCUGUUGGCGAUCUUUUAUAGGGCGGUUCACACGCACAGCGUGUCGGAGCACAUGUUGGCGUUGGCGGUGUUUCUGCUGGAGAUGGCUGUUAGUAACUGUGAGUCGAAUAAGGACAGUGGGAGCGAGUUGGAGUGUGGAGGAGGACGUUCUGGGGGGAGUAGUGCGGUAAGACAGGGCUCGGUGGACGAGUCGAGUCCGGUGGGGGUGCCGUCGGCGGUGCCGGAGCUGUUGAACUGCUAUCCGAGCAAUUGUUUGAGUGAUAAUUUGAAGAUGACAAUUAGGCGGAUAUCGUUGCUGCCGGGAGAGCCGCAGGUCAUGCCGGCCAACUACCAGAACCAGAGCGCUGGGACGCCCACAUUCGAUAGUGACGUUGAGUGGGAACUGUCGGAAAGUGAAACGCUUCCGAUGUUGGUUGGUAGCGUGGACAACGAAUACGGGCAGCACUUGAACAACAUCGGCGCAGAGGUAGCGAUCCCGCAGGAUUUGUCCGUGGUGCGGGAGAGUUCGCUGGCGCGACGCAUGGACGACGACGACGAUUACGGUCAGAUGAUGGUGGACGACGGAUUGCAGUCGUUGCCACCGAUCAGCCAGCGGCAAGCACUGACCUACAACAACAACAACAACGAAAGCGCCAGCGGAGGACGACUUCCGCUGCCGGCACCUCCGUCGCCGGGUUCGGGGGCGGUCGCGAUACCGCGCGUCACCAGUGAAAUCUACAACGAAAGCAGUAUGGAGCUGGUCAUUCGACACGACUUUCCGCUUGCGCCAAGCCAAACGUCGUCGAUCGUGAGUGGGGAAGCCACGCGUACGAUCACCCCGGACACAACCAUGUUCUCGUCCUCGGUACCGUCGAACGCGGGUCUCAUGUUGCCGUUUAAUCGUGUUCAACCGGUUGCAGUUCCUAGCCGACCUCCGUUGCCGGCGCCACCCGUCAACUCGACGACGACCGUUGCCAGCACGGCAUCGGCGGCGAGCAUCGGCCAGCCGAGUUCGCAGCUGGUUCACCAGCUGGCUUCAAGCGGUGGGCGUCCGCGGCACAAGCGCCGUAACAUCGAGGCUUCCGGAGAAUCUACCGCCCACCACCACGAACCGGACACGGUCGCCAUCGAGGAGAGCAUCCUGUCGCUGCUGCUCAAGCUGCACUCCCAGCUGAGUGGGGCGCUGGACAGCUUUUCGCUCGAGGAUGAAACUCAGGGGGAAGAUGACGAGGACCGGAUGGACCAGGACGACGAUACGAUGAGCAGCUCUUCUAGUCAGAUCAAACUGUCGGAGUCGCGGAUCGGCGACGGGCCGUUCUUUAUCGGCAAUCUGCUGCGGAGGAUCGCGCGGUUGGACGUGAGCUGUGCGCGGCGAAUCAACGAGAUCCGGCACAGCCUGUGGCCGAACCAAAGAGAGCGCCAGGCGGAACAGAAAGCACGCGAGGCUAAGGAACGGGAGGAGCGGAGUAAGCGGGCGAAGGAACGACAGAAGAAGAUGAUGGAGGAGUUUGCGAGCAGGCAGAAGGCGUUCAUGGAGCAGGCAAACAUGGACUGCUUCGAGGGCGAUGAGGAGGAGGAGGAAGAGAUGAUCGAGAUGCCACGGGAGAAGGAGUACGAUUGUAUUAUCUGUAACACGACGGGGCCGAGUACGGAGUCGAAUCCGAUUGGGUUGGUUGUGCUGGUUGAGUCUAGCAGUAUCGUGGGUCAUCGGCGGAAGGAGGCGGACCGAUGUCCACUUCCGGUUAACGACGACGACAAGGCACGGCUCGAACGUAACGUGAAACUCGCGGCCGAGUUUAACAAACGGGUUGAACUGCUUCAGUGGAAGUUCGGCACUUCGUCCUGGUUCCUGUCGCACAACAUUGGCUGGGAGGGCGGAGUUCACGUUCAGUCCUGUGGCCACCACGUGCACCUAACCUGUCAGGACUCUUACCUUAAAUCUCUUCACACGGCGGCCCGUCCGCAGAACCUCAACGUUGAGCGGGGAGAGUUCUUCUGCCCGGUGUGCCGCCAGCUCGCCAACUCCGUACUCCCGCUCAGUCCCAGCCUGGACCGACCAACGCCGCUCAUUCGCGCCCCCUCGCCACCCUACGCCACUCUAGUCAACGAACUGAUGAAUCUCAUCAAGGAGAACAAACGGCCCCCGACCACGACCAAGUUCUACGAAGCGAUGGGCCGCGCCAUGGAGAACAUGACCAGCUGCACGCAGCGCAACAUCAAGAAACACCCCGUCACCAUUCAGUCCCUCUUCUCCUUCGUCAUCUCCAUCGCCCGCAUCAACCUCGAGUCCGAAGUCAUCCAGCGCGGAGGUUCCCUAAUCACCCAGAAGGACCUCCGCUACAAACCCAAACGGGACUGCAUCGUCCCUCUGCUGCACGUGCUCUCGCUGCACGUCCGCCUCAUGAUCAACGACGACUCGCCGAUGCGCUUCAAGGUGGGCGAAGAUUGGCCAGCGUGGCGCUCGUGGGCCACCCUGUGCGGACUUCAACUCGCGCAACGACAGCAGGAGGAAACGAGCGGAUCGGGAUUGGCGGCGGCCGCCGCUGGCGCCACCACGACCGAUAUGGAGGACAGCACGGGGGGAUCGGCGGCUGCGUCGUUGCCCACGUUCGGAACGAACGACGUGAUUCCGGCCCUGCUGAACGAUCCGUGUGCGUUGAUGUUGAAGUUUAUUCUGCUGGCGCCGCUUCACUUGGAUCAAGCCUACUUCACCAGCAUCGUCAAGGUCACCUUCAACCUCCUCUACUACCAAAUCGUGCUCCAGCUGUGCACGCACCUGACCGAGGACGAGUGCGACCGGCUCGUCGAAGACUACUCCUCCGCCUCGCCAACGGUCAUCCGCGAAAAGGGCGUCCCGCACAUCGGACCGGCCAUGGCGUUCGUGCUCGCCAACCUGGACCGCUGCCGGCACAUCCGCUCCGACAGCGUCCUCAUGACCGAUCACAGCGCCAUGGACGGCGGCGGCGGCGCCUCCACCCCGAACGGCAGCAGUGACCCCUCGCCCCGCCCAAAGCUGGACCUGGACGUGCUGGAGAAGCGGCUGCAGCGGCUGUGCCUUCCGUUCCUGCGGGUGGCCGCCCUGCUGCGGCACCACAUCUACCAUUCCGAGAUUCCGGAGAUCCCCGGACCGCACUGGGAGUUCAGCCGGCUCGUGUACUACCUGGAGCUGGUCACCGUCAGCAUGGAUCUGGACAAGUUCAACGCGGCGAAGGCGUUGUGCUUCCUGCCCGGCACGGAGCUGGCGCUGCCCAAGUUCUGGUGCGACCAGCUGCGCGAGAUUCGCCCCACGUACGAGUCGACGCGGUCGCUGAUCGUGGCGCAGCACGUCGAGUGGCAGCAGCCGAAGCUGCUUGGGUUGCCGCGGGAGUACGAGCGGUUGUUUACGUACUACCACGAGCAGCCGUGCCUCAAGUGUCAGAACGUGCCGAAGGAGAGCUCGAUCUGUCUGCUGUGCGGUACGAUCGUGUGCCUCAAGCAGGCCUGCUGCAAGGAUCAGGAGUGCUGCGAGGCCGUGAGGCACUCCAUCAGUUGCGGUGGCGGCACGGGCAUCUUCCUGGUGGUCACCUCGACCUACAUCAUCAUCAUCCGGGACCGGCGGGCCUGUCUGUGGGGAUCGCUCUACCUGGACGAUUACGACGAGGAGGAUCGCGACUUGAAACGCGGCAAGCCGCUGUACCUCAGCGAGGAUCGCUUCAACCUACUCGAGUCCCAGUGGCUGUCGCACCGGUUCGCCCACACCAAGCACACCUGGGUGUGGCACCGGGAUUCGCUGUAAGCUGUGUGUGUGAGCGUGAGGUACGUCCGUACGUGCGUGUUUGUGUCUUCACUACUUCUGUGUUGUAGUGGUGUCGUGUGUUACCUUGUAUGUGUGUUUCUGUAUGUAUGUGUGUGUGAGCGUGAGUCAACUUGUGAAUAUGUUUCCGUAAGUAGAGUAUAACGAAAAGACUGUGUUUGCUGUGGAAGCGAACUUUCCUUCCUCCUCGAGAAAUGUAGAAUGAAAAGGAUAAGCUGCGAACGACGGGGUAAUUUCAUAGAAGGAUCGUAGAGUGAAUAGAAAUCUAACACGAAUUGUUAUUUAACCAUAAAGGCUAAAGAGAAAAAGAAACUAAAACUACUACUCUAAACCUAUGAAAUAAAUAUAUAAUUAUGAGAAUUUCUUGCUUUGUGAUAUUUGUAAUUGUUAUCCUAUGCUUAAUGCUUUCAUUAAAAACUAUAAAAUCUAACUUGUACGACACUCUCGAAGAGAAGUAGAAGAAGACGCAUGAAAGCACUUCUUGAAAGUAAUAUAAAAAGUAAUACACGAGCUAGUUUAGUGUUAGACGAAAAGUGUAGUCUUACCAAAACAGAAACAAAAAAUACACUUGUUCAACCAACUCUAUAAUAAACAACAAUUUCCCCAAAAACCCCAUUUUAUCUGACUGCGUGUUUACUUCUCGGCUUCGUGUUUUGUUUUUGUUUUUUUAAACCUUCGUUUAGUUUAGUGAUAGCGAACAACUCUUCAAAACACGCUUUGCUCAAAGUUUAAAUCUUUUCUUCGCGAAGCUUUGAAGUGUAAGCUAAAUUUAAAAUAAAAUACCAGCAACUCUAGGAAUUAACAAAUUGUUUACUUUUUGCGGUAUUAGGUUUCAACGAGCGCGGCCAACGGAAUGAUGAACCGUUGACCAUAAGUUAGUAUUUCUUAUUAUUUUUUUACUUAGCUAGGAGUAUUUGUGGUUGUCGGAAGAAUGGGAGGAAGUAAAUUAUCAGUGACCCAAGUAGAACGAAGAGAGACGAAAGAGGGGAUUGAGAGUGAGGGUAGCGUUCGCGCCCCCUCCCCCUCCAAAAUAGUUACUACUGUACGGAUUAUGUGAAAUCUAUAAAAAACCAAUAAUUAGUGUUUAGAGCAAUAAAUUAAUUUCAUGAAAUAUUACGCAAAAGUA